UACAGUAUAAAUACUCUGACGGGGCUGUGCAGAAGUUACAGUAUACACACAAAAUCUGUGAAAAGUGAAAUUUCAUCAAGAUUUUCUUCACUGCAUGGUGAGAGAAGACUGAAUUGUCCCACAGCACAAUUUAUUGUGGACAGGACAGCCAUGGUUUCACUGGUUGUGGUGGCAGUAUUUCUUCUCUGUGGGACCCUGUUUCAACCCCCCCACGCGACAGCAUUCAAACCUCUUCUUAAGGAUGGCUCCAUCACGCAUCGAGAAAUCACUCAGAUGGCCAUACUCCGCAAGACAGCAGAAGUGUGCCAUGACAUAGCCACUGCCCAGGGACGAGACUUUACACUUGCUAUAAACAACAGACUGACUAUUUCUGCUGUCCAACGAGCCUGCGCAACAUCUCCUGAUUCAUCGUCUGUCAUCGCUUCACUGGGUUUUUAUUCAGUGAUAGCAGACAUUUAUUUCAGCAAUGCAGCCAUAGAUGUAGCGUUUGUUCUGAGUGACGCGCAUCACGUAGAUAAUGAGGCUUUCGUUGAGGGCCGGAACCUCAUCACUAGUGGCCUGGCUGCAGUAAAGGCCAGUGUGAAGAAGGAGAGCUAUAUCUCUGGUCGAAUCACACUGGGGGCUGUCUGUCAUACUCUACAGGAUUUCUAUAGCCACAGUAACUGGGUGGAACUGGGAAGCACUGCUCCUUUCAGCCCCCUGAUCAGACGUGAACUUCCCCUCAAGAAUCUAGCAGAACGCAGCACACCAACAUGCAAAAGCUGCAAUGGGCAAGACUGUAGAGAUAACAUUCUCCCAGAAAUAUUGCUGCAAAAGAAACUAACCUCAGGAUAUUUCAGCACGUUCUUCUCUGCAAAACCUGUGGGCAAGUGUAGCCAUGGUGGCCUUCUUGAUAAGACCAGUUAUAGAGACCCCACCGGAGGUAUCAACAAGGAUGACAUCAGCUCAAGUCAUGGCUUCCUUCAUCAGCGUGCCGCUGAAAUGGCAAUUGAUGCUACUAUGGAACUGCUGGAAGACAUCCGACUGGCCACAGGAAACCAAGCCUUUCUUCGAUUAAUGGGCCUCAGUCAGACCUCAGUUUUGGCUUUUGUGAUUGACACCACAGGCAGUAUGUUUGAUGACAUUGAAGAAGCCAAGAGAGUGUCCUUCAGUAUCAUAGACAGCAAGAGAGGAACACCAGAAGAACCUUCAGAGUACAUUCUAGUCCCAUUUAAUGAUCCAGAUUUUGGACCUCUGACAAGGACUAAGGAUGCAGAUAUUUUCAAAUCGAGAAUCAAUUCCCUCACAGCAUCUGGUGGAGGAGACGCUCCAGAGAUGUGCCUGUCAGGACUGCUGUUGGCACUGGCAGGUGCUUCUCCGUCUUCAGACAUUUUUGUUUUCACAGAUGCUUCAGCAAAGGACUUGGAAUUAAAAAGCACCGUUCAGGUCAUGAUAGAACGCACCAAGUCAAGGGUCACUUUCAUGUUGACUAACGCCUUCUCAUUCCGUAGAAGACGGGAUGUCUCACAAUCUCAGCAGUUUAAUUCAAGAUCAAUUCCUCUGUCAGACAUACAGCUGUACAGAGACCUGGCUCAAAUUUCUGGUGGACAGACCAUAGAGGUCCAAAGGGCUGAACUUUCUAAGGCCACGGCAGUCAUUACGGAUGCAUCUACCUCAGCCCUGAUAACAAUUCUUCAGGUUGUGAGAAGUCCAGCCAUUGCAGAAAAUUAUUCGUUUGUGUUGGAUCCAUCUCUGUCCAAUGUGACCUUGUAUGUCACCGGAGACUCUCCAGUCUUUACCUUCUACAGCCCAACAGGUGUGUCUCAGUUAGGUUCAGUGGCAGAUGGUCCUCUGGGUAGCAUCCUGACUGUUGGGAAUUUAAGGAGAGUUACACUAAACUCUGACAACCAGACAGGGGAAUGGAAAAUCAGCAUUAACUCUUCAAGCUUCUACAGUCUUAAAAUCACUGGUCAGAGCUCUGUGAACUUUCUCUUUAACUUUGUGGAGCAGUCAGAGGGAGGUGACAUCACACCGAAAGACAAUCGUCCAUUCAUCGGUCGGAAUGCUACUUUGUUAGUCUCUGUGACCGGAGGAGAUUCAGUCACAGUGACUGACGUGCUUCUAGUUGAAACUUCGGGAUCUGAUGUUGUUAAUGGAACCAUCAAAGCAGUGGGAGCGACAGACAUCCUGGUGAACGUAGACAGAAUCCCAGAGGGGGCAUUUGUGGUCCAACUUAAAGGACUGGUGAAUGACUUAACUCGAUCUUUGCCUAGUCAAUUCCAGAGACAGUCACCAACACAGCAAAAAGGCUCUGGAGUUACCAUCACGGCCCAAACCAAUAGCACCAUAGAGCCUGGAAUUCCUUUAAAUUUCAACUUUACAUUGGUCAAUAAUGCUAUAACAGGGAGCAGCUACACUAUCCGAGCCCGGACUGACCGUGGCUUCAACGUGACUUUUCCCAGCUCUCUUUACGUGGGGACAGAUGAAAGUGCUCAGGGAACUGUAACACUUACCGCACCCGCCAACACAGAGUCAGGGACGGAUGUCACACUCACUAUUGAAGCAGAAGAUUCAGAGACCAGUGACUCGAAUUACGUGGCACUGCGGUUCAAUGUCUUGACUAAGGUGACUGAUAUUUCUAGCCCUGUCUGUCAGGUAGUGAGCAUCAAAGCUGACUGUCCUGUGGAAUGCAGCACGGCAUCAUGGGAACUCUCCGCCAACUUGACAGACGGGAAUGGAACAGGCAUAUCCGAUGUGUCUUUCAACCGUGGGAACGGCUCUCUCAGCUUAAGCAUUGUGAUAAGUGAGGAUGGCACAAAUGUGACUGUGGCGUCCUACAAUGCUUCCUGUUGUUCUCAGGAAGUAGAGCUGGUAGUUGUGGAUGUGGUGGGAAAUGUGGGCACAUGUUUCACUUCUAUAAAGAGUCCCUCUGUACCUACAACCACAGUUGAGCCCUCAACAAUCACCAAUAAGCCUUCAACAAUCACUAAUAAGCCUUCAACAAUCACUAAUAAGCCUUCAACAAUUACCACGGUCAUAACCACACCCAACAGAGGCUACUUUGUGUCUUUCUCAAUGUCUGUUUUGCUCUGCAACUUGUGUUUUGCUCUGCAACAAUUGUUUUCUUUAUGUGAAUAGGAGAAUCUUUAGUUGAGUUGAAACUUCAGUUAUAUAAUGAGCUAAGAACAUUUACAUUAAUUAAUGUCUAAAUCAUGUGAAAAUACUUAGGUGUGGGAUUAAAUUGUUUGUAAUUAUUUUCUAAUUCAUUUUUUUAAAUGUGCAAUAAUCAUUGAAAAUUAUUACAGAAAACAAAUGGUUUCCUCUCUUUUAACUAAAAAAGUAUUGUCUUAACUUUCUUCUUUUUCAUAGUUAAGUAUGAAGUUAUUAAGAAGUUAUUAAUCAGAAAUAAUCAAUAUAACAAAUAGGGAGAGAUCAGCUGUAACCUGUACUUUUUAAGUUUGAAGCAGCGUUUGACUGAGUUCAGUUACAUCCUAUCUGAUAAAUGCUUGAAAAAUAAUUCAAAUGUUUAUAGACUAAUGCCACGUACUUAACAUUUUAACUCCACAAAGUUCUUAAAAAACUAUGUAGUUCUUAAAAAGAGUGCAGAAACAAAUAUGCUGGUCUGAUAAACCUUUAAACCUUUAAAUGCAUGAAUGUUUCAGCAAUCAUUAUUACAUAUUCAGGCCUUUAGUGACCCAGAACUAUACCUAACAUAGAUGAAUCUGUCGCGAUAACAUAAAACUCUCCUGAUAUUAGAGUAAUGUUACGUCCCUGUGGUCGUGUAUGUUUUUUCUUUUGGUUUCUAUUUCUCUUCUCUCUCUUCUACCACUAUCCCAUUCUUAGGUUUGCGUCAUCUCUUGUCCGCUGUUGGUUGAGAGCGAUGUCAAUCUUCAUUUACAUCAUGACGUCAUCUCCCUCCCGUGGCUUAUCAAGUUCAACCUUCGAGUUUAACCCCCUCAGACCUGAAUUAUGUUUCAA
This is a messenger RNA of Pimephales promelas (fathead minnow), 3957 nucleotides long. The record is from RefSeq and is a predicted model, not a curated record. NCBI's taxonomy places the organism in Eukaryota, Metazoa, Chordata, Actinopteri, Cypriniformes, Leuciscidae.